AUGGCGCCUCAGAAGAACAUGAAAGAAAUUUGUAUUGUCACCUUCUGGCCCAACCCCCAGAAGGACAAUCUAUUCACUCUCUUCAAAAGAAAGAGGACCAAGUCACCAGAGGAAGGACUCCUUUCUGACCCCGGGACCAGUCGAGUCAACCAGGCCGACCGCCUGACGUCUAGUUCGCAGGGAGAACCUGUCUGGAGAACCAAACUCCAGAGACGGCCCUCCACAGCUGACUUCAACCUCCUGGUACCCACACGGCUUUUAGUUAAUAAAGCGCUUCACAGUCUGCGUCACGUGCCGCCGGCUGCCCCACGACGCCUCGCGGAGGUGCACAGGUCGAUCCUCCGCCUCUCCGUCUGUCUCCUCCCAGCAGCGUCCCCCGCUGCCUCCGCCGCCGCGGCCACACCUGCAUCAAACCGGGGAAGUCCGUUCGUGCGAGCGGCCGGAGAGGAGAGACACCGGGUGGAGGGCUGCGGACAGAUCCGAGGCAGCCGAACACAGCCACAGCGGCUCGGGUGGCACAGGAUCCAAACGGCGGCGGAGGACUGCACCGAGGCYCGGCUGGGACUUCGCUCCGGGGCUGAGGCGCGCAUGAAGGAGAACAGGAAACAUCCAGACUGGCUGAAAGCGCGCAGGUUUUUCCCUGCGAUCCCUGUCAGAGAGUGAAGCAGGGACAGUGACUGGACCUUUGUCUCUGCACUUUUCCGGAGAAAGCGAAGCUCCCCGGUGCCACGGCCGGUCAUUGUGACCAAGAAAGGGGGGGGAAAAAAAGUCCAGCUUGUCUGCAUAAAGACUUACUCAGCAUAACGCUUUUGGCCGGCAGCAGCAGAGAAAUCCCUUCUGCUCCACCCCUUCCUCUCUAACUYGCCUCACACCUUCACUUCCUUCUCAGCUUCCUCCUCAGCUUCAGCUGCGUUCGGAAGUCCCACAUGACAGCUCUGAAACGGCCGUUCCCUUCCUGCUGCCCUCCCCCUCCAGCCCCCCGUGGCGCUUGGCACCAGUGCCCAUCACAUAGACAGAUGGAGCCAACCCUGACCCCUCUCCUCGCCCGCGGGGACGCCAACGGAUUCAACGCCUGACUUCAAGGAGGGGAGGGGAGGGCAGUGGGGGAGGGAGAAGAUAGGAGGAGGAGAACAAGCGAGCAUUUCCUUUUGUCACCAAGGCAACACAUCUCGCAAACUCCUGUAGGCUCUUCUCCCCCAUCAGCCGUACCCGAGGCUCCGAAAUAAAAAAAACCUCACUCAGCGGGACGUUCAGCGGCGAGAGCAGAGGGACUACAGUUUUUUUUUCCCCUCCUUGACGUAUUGUUUUUUCCUUUGAUUUCCUUUCGGCAGUGACAUCUUGUUUGACUUUUUUUUUUCCCCUUCAAGACAAGGUGUUAACAAAAUAUUACAGAUGAGAAACACUGUUUGGGAGUAAAACAGGCGGGUGCUAAAAUAAAGACGACUUUGAUUUUUUUUUUUUUUAAUUUGAGGGGAGCUGCGGCAGGACGGCUCUCUAACAAAGCCCAGGUUGUGUCAGGACGAGCGUCCAGCAUAAACACGAUUGCCGAAUCGUUUUUGUUCGCUCGCUGUGGUGAUCCCUGCAGAAGCCAAAAAUAAAGACAACAACUCAGA
Molecule: messenger RNA, 1613 nt
Organism: Austrofundulus limnaeus
Lineage: Eukaryota; Metazoa; Chordata; Actinopteri; Cyprinodontiformes; Rivulidae
Exons: 4
Coding region: 1-663 (220 amino acids)
Source: RefSeq, a predicted model, not a curated record